CGGUCGCGUGCGCUCACAAAGGAGGACCGUCUCGACAUCCCGAGGUUUCAUGCCUGCCACGGCUACUUUGGGACUCUGGAAGUUCAAAUCGCUCGUAUGCUUGGGCAAAUGAAAAGGAUGUCAACGGUGUGUGGAGGGUCUUUUUGUCCAAACGUUCGCUUGCCACCACCAUCCAACACUACUGUGCAUGCGAUCUGCGUGGCUGAAACGAAGUACGUUCUUUGUAACGUUAUGUCCUUGGUUCAGGAGUUUGUGCGACAACGACAAGAUCGAACACGGACCGUUGCAAAGACAUAUUGGGCCUUUUGUUUGGCCGCGCAGUGUCGAUUUUGAUAUGGAAAUAGUAAACGAUGGCACGACGUGCCUCCGUUCUGUACAGCGAUAUUU
This is a messenger RNA of Aphanomyces invadans, 387 nucleotides long. RefSeq lists its product as hypothetical. The record is from RefSeq and is a predicted model, not a curated record. Lineage: Eukaryota; Oomycota; Saprolegniomycetes; Saprolegniales; Verrucalvaceae. The annotation marks the transcript as partial. The transcript has a single exon.